AUGGCCGAGAAUGAGGACGACUUACAAAAACUACUCAACAAAUUCAAAGCAACAGCAGAAAAGUUUAAUAUGCUCAUAUCCCGUAAAAAACCCCAGGCAAUGGUGAUCGCAAAAGAACCGAUUAGAUGCAAGCUAAUGGUAAACGACCACAUCGUCGAACAAGUAAUGAGCUUUAAUUAUCUGAGAGUGGAAACAUAUAGUGACAGAUACCUUCUGAACGAGGCAAGAACACAGACAAAUAAGGCAGCCAGAAUCGCAGGCUAUCUCAGGGGCAUAGUAUGGAGGAACAAAUAUAUGAGCACGAAGAGCAAGAUCCGGAUAUACAAAACCUGCAUUAAACUAGUACUCACCUAUGCAGCAGAGACGAGAACUGAAACUUCGGGGACGAAAAGGAUGAUGAGGACAAUGGAAAUGAGGAUACUGAGAACUAUCAAGGGAGUUAGCCUCAGGAAUAGAAUAAGAAGUAACGAUAUACGGAGAGAGUUCGAAUUAUAA
Nylanderia fulva is the source of this 495-nucleotide messenger RNA. The record is from RefSeq and is a predicted model, not a curated record. Lineage: Eukaryota; Metazoa; Arthropoda; Insecta; Hymenoptera; Formicidae.